Messenger RNA from Aethina tumida (small hive beetle), 3044 nucleotides. RefSeq names its product AP-1 complex subunit beta-1 (gene AP-1-2beta). Gene Ontology annotation, biological process: intracellular protein transport; vesicle-mediated transport. The record is from RefSeq and is a predicted model, not a curated record. Gene Ontology annotation, cellular component: clathrin adaptor complex; membrane coat. Lineage: Eukaryota; Metazoa; Arthropoda; Insecta; Coleoptera; Nitidulidae. The transcript is spliced from 6 exons. Gene Ontology annotation, molecular function: clathrin binding. Bases 96 to 2849 code for a protein of 917 amino acids.
GGUUGGUUCGGUGACGUUUGUUGUCGAAUUCGGUAGGCGUUUCGCACACAAAAUCAACUGAAAAUACCGACCACAGAUAAAGACAAUUCGGCAGGAUGACCGAUUCAAAAUACUUCACCACCACCAAGAAGGGCGAAAUCUUCGAACUCAAAUCGGAACUGAACAAUGACAAGAAGGAGAAAAAGAAAGAGGCCGUCAAAAAGGUGAUAGCUUCGAUGACGGUGGGCAAAGAUGUGUCCGCGCUUUUCCCGGACGUCGUCAACUGCAUGCAAACUGACAAUCUGGAACUGAAGAAGCUGGUCUAUCUGUAUCUGAUGAACUAUGCCAAAUCCCAACCAGACAUGGCCAUAAUGGCUGUGAACACGUUCGUCAAGGAUUGCGAAGAUCCGAAUCCGUUGAUUCGCGCCUUGGCCGUCCGAACGAUGGGCUGCAUCCGCGUCGACAAAAUAACCGAAUAUCUGUGCGAACCGCUGCGAAAGUGUCUCAAAGAUGAGGAUCCGUACGUGAAGAAAACGGCCGCCGUUUGUGUGGCCAAAUUGUACGACAUAUCGUCGGGAUUGGUGGAGGACCAGGGCUUCCUGGAGCAGCUCAAGGAACUGCUGAGCGACUCGAAUCCGAUGGUGGUGGCGAACGCGGUCGCCGCCCUCUCCGAAAUCAACGAGAGCAGCCCGACCGGUCAGCCUCUGGUCGAACUCAGCACCAACACGAUCAACAAGCUGCUGACGGCCCUGAACGAAUGCACCGAAUGGGGUCAGGUGUUCAUUCUCGAUUCCCUGUCGAAUUACACGCCGCGAGACGAGCGGGAGGCGCAGAGCAUCUGCGAACGUAUCACGCCGCGUCUGGCGCACGCGAACGCCGCCGUCGUCCUGUCCGCCGUUAAGGUGUUGAUCAAAAUGAUGGAGAUUUUGGCCGGGGACGUGGAGUUCUGCAACACCCUGAGCAAGAAAUUGGCGCCGCCGCUCGUCACUCUGCUCAGUUCCGAACCGGAAGUUCAAUACGUGGCGCUCAGGAACAUCAACCUGAUCGUGCAGAAGAAGCCGGACAUCCUCAAGCACGAGAUGAAAGUGUUCUUCGUCAAGUACAACGAUCCGAUCUACGUGAAACUGGAAAAGUUGGACAUCAUGAUCAGACUGGCGUCUCAGGCGAACAUCGCACAGGUGUUGAGCGAGCUGAAGGAGUACGCGACCGAAGUGGACGUGGAUUUCGUGCGGAAAGCGGUCAGAGCGAUCGGCAGAUGCGCCAUUAAAGUCGAACCUUCGGCCGAACGGUGCGUCUCCACCCUUCUGGAUCUGAUCCAGACCAAGGUCAACUAUGUUGUGCAGGAAGCCAUCGUCGUCAUUAAGGAUAUUUUCAGGAAGUACCCAAACAAAUACGAGAGCAUCAUCAGCACGCUGUGCGAGAAUCUCGACACUCUGGACGAACCAGAGGCGCGUGCCUCCAUGGUCUGGAUCAUCGGCGAGUAUGCGGAACGUAUCGACAACGCUGACGAAUUGUUGGACAGUUUUCUGGAAGGAUUCGCCGACGAGAACGCGCAAGUGCAGCUGCAACUGCUCACCGCCGUCGUGAAGCUGUUCCUGAAGCGUCCGCAGCACACGCAAGGACUCGUGCAGCACGUUUUGAGUCUCGCCACUCAGGAUUCGGACAAUCCCGAUUUGAGAGAUCGCGGUUUCAUCUACUGGAGAUUGCUGAGCACCGAUCCCGCGGCCGCCAAAGAGGUGGUGCUGGCCGAUAAACCGUUGAUCUCGGAGGAGACCGACUUGUUGGAACCCACACUGUUGGACGAAUUGAUUUGCCACAUUUCGUCGCUGGCGAGCGUCUACCACAAACCGCCCACAGCUUUCGUCGAGGGCAGAAGUGCCGGUAUCCGGAAGACGCUGCCGGUCAGACAAGGAUCGACGGACGAGGUCGCAGCCGAGGCUACCGUCAUCCCCAACCAGGAGAGUCUGAUCGGCGACCUGUUGUCUAUGGACAUCGGAGGUGUGGCUCAACCUGCCGCCCCCGCGUCGGCACCCACCAGCAACGUGGAUCUUCUGGGCGGUGGUUUGGACGUUUUGCUCGGAGGUGGUCCAGAUUUGACGACAACAGGAGUGGCCGCCCCUUCGACGACCGGUCUCCUAGGCGAUAUCUUCGGCAUUUCGUCCUCUCCGUCGAUGUACACGCCGCCGAAGACAUGUUGGUUGCCCGCCGACAAAGGAAAGGGCAUGGAAAUACACGGCACCUUCUCGCGCAAAAACGGACAGAUGACGAUGGACAUGACGUUCACGAACAAGGCGAUGCAGGCGAUGAACGGUUUCGCGGUUCAGUUCAACAAGAACAGCUUCGGAGUGGCUCCCGCUUCGCCGAUGAACUUGUCGCCGCUGCAACCCGGACAGAGUCUCGAAUACAGUCUGCCUUUGAACAACACGGGACCGGUGCAGAGGAUGGAUCCCUUGACCACACUGCAGGUGGCCAUCAAGAACAACGUCGACGUCUUUUACUUUGCCUGUCAAAUUCCGAUUCAAAUUCUGUUCUCCGAAGACGGCACUCUGGACAAGAGAGUCUUUUUGACCACUUGGCGUGACAUUCCCUCCGCCAACGAGGUUCAGUACACCAUUAACGAAAUCAAAGGCAACACCGACGCCAUUUCCAGCAAGAUGACGCUGAACAACAUAUUUACGAUUGCCAAGAGGAACGUCGAGGGUCAAGACAUGUUGUACCAAAGCUUGAAAUUGACCAACAACAUUUGGGUGUUGCUGGAGCUCAAGCUGACUCCGGGAGUGACGACCGCCACUCUAAGUUUAAAGUCCAGAAGUGUAGAAGUUGCGCCGUUCGUUUUCCAAGCGUACGAUUUUAUCAUGAGGAAUUCGUAAACAGUAGUAACAACAGUACACACUCGAUUAGAUUUGUAAGAAGUAAACAGUUAUUAUUAUAAUUAUUCAAAUGUAAUGUUGUCAUUCCAAUGUUUUAUUUAUAGGAAUUAUUAUUAUUACUAUUAAUUUUAUUAUAACCAUUGUCUGUCGUCAGAUAUCAUGUAUGUAAUAUAAAAAUAUAUGCUAUGAAGGUUA